Molecule: messenger RNA, 938 nt
Organism: Xyrauchen texanus (razorback sucker)
Lineage: Eukaryota; Metazoa; Chordata; Actinopteri; Cypriniformes; Catostomidae
Product: eukaryotic translation initiation factor 3 subunit J-B-like
Exons: 8
Coding region: 155-934 (259 amino acids)
Cellular component (GO): cytoplasm; eukaryotic translation initiation factor 3 complex
Molecular function (GO): translation initiation factor activity
Source: RefSeq, a predicted model, not a curated record
UGUGAUCCAAUGGUGCGCCACGCGGGUGCGCUGUAGCGCGACGCUGAGCUGACGCGAGUCCUCCGGGAUACGUCAUCAUGAAGACAGAAGCGCUGUAGAGCAGAGCGGCUCACAUGCUUUACCUCAGUUUCUAUUUUACUCACGCUUAGCCAAGAUGGCGGAUUCCGACUCUUGGGACGCUGAGAACUUCGAGGUGAGUGAGCCGGUCAGAAGUACCGCCGUGAGGCUGGAUAGGUGGGAAGGCGAGGACGAGGAGGAAGACGUGAAGGAUAACUGGGAUGAUGAGGUGGAGACUGAGGAAGAGCAGAAAAAAGAAGAAGUGAAAGCCCCUAAGAAGAAAAAGGAAAUUCCUAAAAUAAAAGAGAAAGAAAUAACACAAAAGAAAAAACAAGAAGAGUCAAAAAAUAAGUUACAAGAACCACAGAUAAGUGAGAAACUAUCACCUGAGGAGCAGCAAGCAGAGAAGCUUCGACAGCAGAAGCUGCAGGAGGAGGCAGACCUGGAAUUGGCCCGUGAGGCUUUUGGUGUUGAUCCUGCUGCUGCAAAUGCGUCUACUACUGGUAUUACCACUAACGAUACCUGUGGAAUUGAAGCCAUGUGCCCCUCAUCCAAAGAAGAUUUUGUUGCAUUUGAAAAAUUACUCAAAGAUAAGAUAACACAGUUUGAAAAAUCUGUUCAUUAUUCCAGCUUUUUGGAGUCACUGUUUCGAGAGCUUUGUAUUUCAUUGGAAGUAGAUGAUCUGAAGAAAAUAAGUAAUUCUUUAUCUGUUCUUCUUAGUGAAAGACAAAAACAAGAAAAGGAAAAGAAAGCAAAUAAGAAAAAGAAGAAAGGUGUGCUCCCUGGUGGUGGUUUUAAAGCAAACAUGAGAGAUGACUUUGCUGAUUAUGGUGACUUUGAUGGUGGCUACGGCAAUGAAUAUGAUGACUUCAUGUGACAAA